This is a messenger RNA of Drosophila arizonae, 3726 nucleotides long. It is a transcript of the gene smg, whose product is annotated as sterile alpha motif domain containing protein 4 smaug. NCBI's taxonomy places the organism in Eukaryota, Metazoa, Arthropoda, Insecta, Diptera, Drosophilidae. Gene Ontology annotation, biological process: nuclear-transcribed mRNA poly(A) tail shortening; negative regulation of translation; regulation of DNA-templated transcription. The record is from RefSeq and is a predicted model, not a curated record. Gene Ontology annotation, molecular function: translation repressor activity; mRNA binding; protein binding. Gene Ontology annotation, cellular component: P-body.
UCAGGUGUCACAGCCACACAACAACAACUGCAGGAGCAACAACUCGCAGCAACGACAAGUUGCGGCCUAAGCACGGCCGCCGCUUCAAAUUCCAAUUUAAAUCCAAGCCCAAAUCCUAGCAACAGCAACCAAAUUGAUACCAAUGCUGCUAGCAGCAGCGAUGCAACACCAGCAACUGCAACUGCAACUGCAACUGCAACAUCGACAGCGACAACGGCAACGCCAACUGCAACGUCAGGCAAUGCUUUAUUCUGCGAGCAGGUGACGACAGUGACGAGUCUGUUCGAGAAGUGGAACGAUUGUGAGCGCACAGUGGUCAUGUAUGCACUGCUGAAGCGACUGCGCUAUCCCAGCCUCAAGUUUCUACAGUAUUCCAUAGACAACAAUCUGACACAGAAUCUGGGCACCUGCCAGUCGACUCUGAACAGCGUCGUCAUUGACAUCAAUGCGAAUAAUCCAGCCUACUUGCAGAAUCUGUUGAGUGCGUACAAAGCGUGUCAGCCCAAUGAUUUGGGUGAGGGCAUGUCGUCCUCCUCGUCGGACAAGGACUCGAUGCACUGCUAUGGCAGCGACUUUCAGAUAACCAGCAGCACAAAUGCCGCCCAGCUGAGCGGCGAUGAGCGCAAAUUGUGCGCACGCAAGGAAGAUAUCCUKAACGAGGUGCUCAACAUGCUGCCACUGCUAAAACCGGGCAACGAGGAGGCCAAACAGWCCUACAUGAUGCUGAUACCGCUCGCUGUGAAGGACACCGCYCAGCAGCUGGUGCCCACGGAGCUGGUGCAGCAGAUCUUCUCCUAUAUGCUUAUACAUCCCGCCAUCGGCAGCGAUGAUCGACGCUCGCUGAAUGUGUGGCUUCGUCACCUCGAGGACUACAUACAGGCAAACAAGCGCAGYAGUUUCUUUGUGCAGCCAGAUCCGCUGCAGCUGCAGCUGCAGAUGGCCACGGGCGCCAUUUCGGACAGCUCCUCGUCGUCAUCCUCAUCGCUGGGCAAUUUGACGCGCAACGUUGACUGGCAGACGAUUGCGCCGCCCAGCAGACACCACAGCAAACAGCUGCCCAGGCAACCUGGUGAAUGGCGAGGCAGUGUGAGCGGCUCCUGCGGCUCGAUCAAUCCACUCUGUGAUAAUUUAAAUGGUAUUACACUGAACGAAUUAGCAUCUAGUCAGAAUAGCUUAGGGCUCUCCCUGGGCAGCAACUCGUCCCUGGUCAAUGGCGUCGUUGCUGGCGCUGCGGCGGGCUCCAUCAUUGGCCUUGGUGGCAACGAAGAUCAUGACACCUCCUUCAGCAAGAAUGGCACCGAAAUCCUUGACUUUGAGCCACUGCACAGUGAUGGCGUUGGCAACGGAACUGCCGAGACAAGCGGCAUAUGCAGCGCUAAYCUUAGCCAACAACAGACUCCUUCGCAAGCUGCUGCAAUUCUGCCUCAGCUGUUGCAGCCGCCUCCGCCGCCUCCCCCGCACCAGCUGGCAUACUCCUCCAUACUAAUGGGGUAUGUGGGCGAUCAGUUUGGUGACGUGAAUCGCUGGAGCCUGGACAGCAAGAUUGCCGCGCUGAAGACACGGCGCUCCAACAGCCUGACCACUCAAACGAUCUCCAGCUGCUCGUCAAACUCAUCGAACUCGUCUGUGAUUACGGUUAACGACAACUGCUCCAACUCGACGGAGAAUUUGGCUCAAUUUGCGAACAAACCGCGCAGCUUCUCGCUGUCCAUUGAGCAUCAUCGCGCUAACAGUACACUGCCGAACAGCACCUCGGACACCCGCCUCGAUGACUUCAAGCCCAGCUACAUUAAGUUCCAAACGCGCAAUSUGGGAAUGUCUGGAAUCGGCCUGUGGCUGAAGUCGCUCCGUUUGCACAAGUACAUUGAGCUGUUCAAGAAUAUGACCUACGAGGAGAUGCUGCAAAUCAGCGAGGAGUUCCUGCAGAGUGUGGGCGUGACAAAGGGCGCGUCUCACAAGUUGGCGCUGUGCAUUGAGAAGCUGAAGGAGCGCUCGCACAUUCUCAGCAGGGUGGAGCAGGAGCUGCACACGGGUCAGAUGAAGAUAAGCACCGCUAUCGAGGAACUCACMAACAUUGUGCUGACGCCCAUGAAGCCACUGGAAUCGAGUUCAGGCGAGGACAACAUUGGGUUGCGUUUCCUUAAGGUGAUCGACUUGGUUAGCAAUGCAUUGCAACAGGAUCCUUAUUGCGUGCCGGAUGAGGAAACAUUGGGUGUAUUCAUGUGGAUACUGGACCGUUCCAUACACAACGAGGCAUUUGUGAAUCAUGCCAAUCAAUUGAAGGAGCUCAAGUUUAAGCUGUCCAAGAUCAAGAUGUCCAUGGUGCCCAAGCUUCAUCAUGUGAAGACAACGAGUGCCMCAACYAGCAAUAUGAAUAARCCCAGGUGGAACGGCAAGGCUCGCAAAUGUGAUCCCAAAAAUGGCAGUAACGAUCGCAUCAAUCAUCGCAAGAACUCAAAUGAUAUGCUGAACUUUUCGCUGAACUGUUUGCAGCAUCCCAUUCAGCAUCAUCAGCAGCAGCAGCAGCAACAACAGCAACAGCAGCAGCAACAACAACAGCAGCAAUUUGACUACAACGGCGGGUAUCAGACACAGCAGUACAAGAGCUCCUCGUAUCCCAACUUUAUGAAUAAUCCCCAGCAACAACAGCAACAGCAGCAGCCGCAGCAACAACCGCCGAAGCAUCAUUCACAGCAUGCACAGCAAAUGCAGCAGAUGUUGCAGCAGCAUGCCCAGCACUUUCCAGCCUUGCCGCAGCAGACGCCGCCGCCUCAUCACAGACGCUCGCUGAAUAAUCUAAUUGUCGUUGCAGGCGGGCCGCAGCAGCCUCAGCAAAUGAUCUUUAAGCCCGGCCAGGGGAUUCUUACCAACAGCAACAACAACAAUGACAAUCUGCAGCAGCAGCAGCAGCGCAAGCCCAGCUUGAAUGGYCUUACCACUGGACCCAAUUUAAUUUCAACUGUGGAGCAGCAGCCAAAGAAAACGAUGGCCGCUGUGGUAAUGGUUAGUAAUGUGAAUCAAACUGAAUCCAACCAGCAACAGCAGCAGCAGCAGCCACCGCAAAUAUUAAUCAGCAGCAACAAUAAUAAUAGCAAUAACAAUAACAGCAGCAACAACCAUAAUAACAACAACAAUAAUUUAUUGAACAACAAUUCGAUUAAUCAUCAGCAAUUGCAAUUGCUGGCGGCUGCUGCUGCCGCCGCUGCCGUAGGUAAUGGCGGCUGUUUGUGUCCCGGUGAUGGUUGUGGUGAUGACGUCGUUGCCUGUAGCGCAAUAUGCAACAACAAUAAUAAUAACAAUAACAAUAAUAAUUUUAAUAAUAUUAACAACAAUAGAGAUCACUGCCUGUCUCAGCCGCAGCUUAUUAACUUAAGCAUGGCCUCGCUUAAGGAAGGCUUUAAUAUGCCGCCGCAUGAUUACAAAUUGAACGACUUUAAGAGCUUGGAGCAGCUGGAGACGCUCUGCCGCCAAAUGACUGAGCAGGCAAUGAAUUAGGCUGUUGGCAAUUAAUAUUUUAUCAUGUUUUUCAAACUCAAUGUUAAAUUGUUGUGUCUGUCUGUUUGUUUGUGUGUACGUGUGUGUGCGAGUAUGUGUGUAUAUUGUAGCCCAAAAGGGUUGACCGUGUUUUGUAAUCGUUUUUAGUUCUGUAAGAUAUUGAAAAGUUUGUUUAAAUAUUAAGUUUACCUUCUGUAUCUAGUGUUAGGGUAUAUGUGCGUGAGUGUAUGU